AUGAACGUUUCUCGAACUGGCUACUUCACUUCAGAUUAUCUAGACAGGCGAAGAAACCAGAGUCUGUCGACGCUUCCGUCCAGACUGAUGUCACCGGAUUCUACGCCGUCAACUCCUAGACGAGAAAAUCCAGAUGAACUAGACGAAGCAAUCACACCCGCUCACUUGAAUUAUCUCUACAAGAAACAGAGAACGGUCGAUUAUCUGGACUAUUACAAGCCCAAACGGAAAAUGGACGAUUCUUCGUCGUUCCACACCCAGGACCUUGACCUGGUUCAAGACCAACCGAGGCUGAUCCCAGCUGGAUACGAAGGUUACUACAUUGACCAGAAAAAACGGUACGAGGAUGCCGAGGAAGUCAAGCCAAGAAUGUUUACGCAUAAAACGUUUAUGGACGUAUUUGACAGAGACCAGGACGAGCGGUUCAACCCUAUAGAUAAAACCAGAGAACAGGAGAAGAAGCAGAAAUUAUCAAGAGCAAUGAAGUCGGUUCAAAAGAAGGUGGGCAUCAAUGACUACAAUUCGUACGACUACUACACCCAGAAUGAGCUCGAUGAGAAGAGGGCUCAGAAGGAAAGGGAGAAGGCCAAACAGAAGCUGGAAAAGAAGUUCAAACUUGCAUGGAAGAAAAAGAAGCAGGAGAAGGAUCAGGAGCUUUUUGUUCAGCAUGUCAGUGACAAUUCUGACGAUGAGGAAAUGGAGGGAUACGAAAAUGAUCCACAGAACGAGAAUAUCAAGAAAGCAUGGAAGAGGAAGUGGAAAAACGCCAAGAAGGCUUUGGGUGACGACUACUUCGAUAACUACAACAGAGAAAAGGAGGCCCGUUUGAACCAGAAAGCGAAAAGCAUUGAAGAGCCUGAAAGUGAAGCUGAAGUCAGACAGGGCAGCAUAGGCCCAAACGACAACUUCCACCCACUCUGGAACUACAUGCUUUCCUGGUUGGUCUACAAUUCUGCCACCACACAGGCUUCUACGACUCCUACUGCUCCUGUCGGGAAAAUAGUCGAGAUCGAUAAGGGAGAAUCCAUCACACCCUCUAAGAAGAAACGAAACAAGCUAAAGGAUUACAAGACCAAGAUGAAGCGGUGGAACGAGCCCGCCCUGGCUUAUUUCGGAAAUAAGGCCGUCCCUGACACUCGAGCUAUCCAGAAAUUCGACCAAGCAUCUACCAUCUACACCGAAUCCGAAUUUCCAGAAGAAAUCGAGCUCAGUGACGACGGAAACUUGAGUGACGAAAUAGCAUUGAGCAGCGAGGUUGAUCUGUACCAGUACCCACCCACACUGGCGCAGGCCAUGAUGACAAGAGAGAGCAGGUUUGGUAAACUCCACGAGGGAGGACCUGUCAAGAUUGUUUCGAACAUCAACCUGUUGAUCAAAAGCAUCAAGAUCAUGAAGAUCAUUUUUGCACCGAUCGACAUUAUUGCCACGGUAGUGAUUCUUAUCGAGUUGGUGAUCUUCAUGUGGAUUCUCUAUGAGCUUUCGCUACUCAUUGAUGCACUUUGCAUGGCUGUCAAGGCCAUCUGUGCACCGAUGAUCGCCAUUGGAAAGUUCAUGAAUCGUAUCGUCUAA
Messenger RNA from Candidozyma duobushaemuli, 1569 nucleotides. RefSeq lists its product as uncharacterized. The coding region runs from base 1 to 1569 and encodes 522 amino acids. The record is from RefSeq and is a predicted model, not a curated record. The transcript is spliced from 3 exons. Lineage: Eukaryota; Fungi; Ascomycota; Pichiomycetes; Serinales; Metschnikowiaceae.